Messenger RNA from Caenorhabditis briggsae, 330 nucleotides. Bases 1 to 330 code for a protein of 109 amino acids. Lineage: Eukaryota; Metazoa; Nematoda; Chromadorea; Rhabditida; Rhabditidae. The transcript has 3 exons. The record is from RefSeq and is a predicted model, not a curated record.
AUGAAAAUAAUUAUCGCAAUUUUUCUCCUUUUCAUUUUGAUUACUUCCGUUGAUUCUGUCGCCUCAAGCAACAUUUUUUCCUCAAUUUUCUCUUUUGGAAAAAAGAAGCCAGCAAGCACUCCGGCCCCAACUUAUUCCAAAGAUUCUUCGUCAAGAUGCAGUUUACAAACAUCACAAUGUUCAGCCUACGAGUGCUGUAAUUCCGAUCAAACAUGCCUUCGUAAUAGAUGUUUCCCAAGACUUUCCAACUGCCCAGUGACAAGGGACCAAUGUGGAAAUGCAUGUUGCAAGACUUCGGAACAAUGCAGAAAUGGAAGAUGUACUCGAUGA